This is a messenger RNA of Podarcis muralis (Common wall lizard), 2685 nucleotides long. RefSeq names its product branched chain keto acid dehydrogenase E1 subunit beta (gene BCKDHB). Gene Ontology annotation, biological process: response to nutrient; branched-chain amino acid catabolic process. NCBI's taxonomy places the organism in Eukaryota, Metazoa, Chordata, Lepidosauria, Squamata, Lacertidae. Gene Ontology annotation, cellular component: oxoglutarate dehydrogenase complex. The record is from RefSeq and is a predicted model, not a curated record.
CGCGCGCGCGCGUUCCUCGUCAGCAGCCGACAUGGCGCUCGCUGGGCUCGCGCUGCGCGGCGCUGCUGCGGCGGCGUCGAGACCUCGGCCGCGGCUACGUUUCGCGACGGGGCCUCUGGGCCGCAGGCACGCGGCGCAUUUCACUUUCCAGCCGGACCCAGAGCCCACCCAGUAUGGCCAGACACAGAAAAUGAACCUUUUCCAGUCCAUUACAAGUGCCUUGGAUAAUGCCUUGUCGAAAGAUCCAACAGCAGUAAUAUUUGGUGAAGAUGUAUCCUUUGGGGGAGUCUUUAGGUGCACUCUUGGCUUGAGAGACAAAUAUGGUAAAGACAGAGUGUUCAAUACUCCUUUAUGCGAACAAGGAAUUGUAGGAUUUGGCAUUGGAGUUGCAGUAACUGGUGCUACAGCCAUUGCAGAAAUUCAGUUUGCUGACUAUAUCUACCCUGCCUUUGAUCAGAUUGUUAAUGAGGCGGCAAAGUAUCGGUAUCGCUCUGGAAAUCUCUUUGAUUGUGGAAGCCUCACUAUAAGAGCCCCUUGGGGUUGUGUGGGUCAUGGUGCAUUAUAUCACUCUCAAAGCCCUGAAGCCUUUUUUGCUCAUUGUCCAGGACUAAAGGUUGUUGUUCCAAGAGGUCCUGUAGAAGCCAAAGGACUGUUGCUAUCAUGCAUAGAAGAUAAAAACCCUUGUAUAUUCUUUGAACCUAAAAUACUGUACAGAGCAGCAGUGGAGCAAGUCCCUGUGGAGCCAUACUACAUUCCACUCUCUCAAGCAGAAGUCCUUCAGAAUGGAAGUGAUGUAACACUGGUGGCCUGGGGUACGCAGGUUCAUGUUAUUAAAGAGGUAGCAGUUAUGGCUCAAGAAAAGCUUGGUGUGUCCUGUGAAGUAAUUGAUCUGAAGACUAUUCUGCCUUGGGAUGCAGAGACUAUAUGCAAGUCGGUGGCAAAGACUGGACGGUUGCUGAUUAGCCAUGAAGCCCCUAUUACAGGAGGUUUUGCAUCAGAAAUUAGUUCAACGGUUCAGGAGGAAUGUUUCUUGAACCUAGAAGCACCUAUUUCAAGAGUGUGUGGUUAUGACACUCCAUUUCCUCACAUAUUUGAGCCAUUCUAUAUCCCAGACAAAUGGAAAUGCUAUGAUGCACUUCGGAAAAUGAUUAAUUAUUGAUCAUGCAGAAACAACCUCUGUUAGACAUUCUCUGCUUCUACAAAGGUGAGAAGAACAAGAAGAAAAAGCAGUUGCUGUUGGUGGAACUAUUAGCAUAAAAUUGAGAUCUUUCAAAAAUUGUAGAGGAGAACUAAGUGAGAUUAUUUUCUCAAAUGCAUUGAUUUGGAUACUCAUCUUGGCUAUUCAUCAAAAGCUCAACAUUUCUGCCAGCUGUGCAUUCAAGAAUGGGCAGGUGAUUGCCGUGAAACAUUGGCUGUGAUUCUCUUUCCCCGCUCCCCAUUCUGAAUGUGACAAAACUUCUAAAAUGUUUUACCCUAUAAAUGAUGUAUUGGGUUGAUAGAGGCUUGUAUCCAACAUUGCUGUUCCACUAGCACAAAAGACUUCUGUUUGUGCAAUAGAAUUUACUCCUCCUCUCCCUUUUAGCUCCUUGUGCACCCCCAAAAUCUCCAGAGGGUUGGGGGUCCUUUGGCGCAGAUUUGCAGGAAGAUGAAAGGAAGUGGGAUUCUCAUAGCGGACCAUUGCCCACACAUCAUUAGAUACAGCCCACUAAUCAGGAAGCAUUUGGUAUGCUUUUUUGUGUGCCUUACUAGAUAGAUCUUUUUACUUUGAUUUCACAACAGACUUAUUUGUGUUUCAACUAAAACUGGCAGUGGUUUUACACUUGGACAUUUUCUUUUAUUUAUUUUUAGAUCUCAUUAUAUCAGUGGCAUAAACUGUCAGUUCUUUGAAAAAGCCAGGUGUCCUAAAGUUAGAAUCAAAAGCUACUCUUUGAUCCAAAAUUAAAAACAAACAUAAUUCUCAAAUCAGUUUGCUUGCUCAAGGCUUUUGUUAAAAAACGUGGGUUGGCAGAACUGAUGAAGAAGCAUCUGCUGCCAUGGAGUUAUGAAAAUAUAUAAUUAAUACCAGUAAUUUCACAGAAACACUACUGUGAGUCUGAGACUCAUUAGGUAUUUCUACACGAGUAUGAAAGUUAGAUAUUGCAUUAUGAUUUUAUUUUGAAUGCAAAGCAAAAAUGUUAACCUUGAAUAUAAUAACUGUAUCAUUAGAGAAAAAUGUGCAUUUUUCUAAAUGGGUUUAUCUCAGCACCCCAAAGCAUUGCAUUUACUUACUAACACAUUGUGUAGACCAAGAUAACCUUUUACAUUUUUAAUGCAUUUUAAAACAGGUAUAGAUUCAUAACAUGGAUGGGUGGAAUUCUUCAGUUUCUGUGCUGCUCUCACAGCCUUGUCUAGAUGGCAGUGUGCACCUAUUCAGCCUGGAUAAAUGCCUUUAAAAGUGUUUACCAUACAAAAACAGAUACUUGUAAAUGUGAAAAUUGUACAUGCUUUUUGCCAAAAUGCAGCACAUGACAAUGAAAUACUCAGUUAAAAAGUCACAAAUGAAAUGUAUCUUCAUUAGUAUCGGGCAUAUGAUACCCUGGACCUCUAAGCAUUUUGAAAGGUAACAUUUUUAUGUAAGUUAACAUAAGGAAUGUUUAUGUUAACUAUGUUUAAACAUUAGCUUUUAAAAUAAAAUGUAAGAUUGUU